AUGUUCCAGAGUGUGCUGUAUAGACCGUAUCGCAGCAGCUGUCAUCCAAACAGCUUGAUCCUACCUCUGCUGUUACUGCUCCUCCAUGGGCCCCUGAAGGGGGCUCAGGCAGCCAAACCCAAGGGGCCCCCACACACACAUUUGAACUCCAUCCGCAUUGAUGGCGACAUCUCUCUGGGCGGGCUCUUUCCUGUACAUGCCAGGGGCCACGAUGGCAAACCGUGUGGGGAGCUUAAAAAGGAGAAGGGCAUCCACAGACUGGAGGCCAUGCUCUUUGCCCUUGACCGCAUCAAUAAUGACCACAACCUGCUGCCAAACAUCACCCUGGGCGCCCGUAUUCUGGACACCUGCUCUCGAGACACACAUGCCCUAGAGCAGUCACUCACCUUUGUCCAGGCACUCAUAGAGAAAGACGGCUCAGACGUGAAGUGUCGGGAUGGGGGCUCGCCCAUCAUCACCAAACCUGAGCGGGUGGUGGGUGUCAUUGGGGCCUCCUCCAGCUCGGUCUCCAUCAUGGUGGCUAACAUUCUCCGCCUGUUCAAGAUUCCCCAAGUGAGCUAUGCCUCCACUGCCCCAGAGCUCAGUGACAACACACGCUACGACUUUUUCUCCAGAGUGGUCCCUCCUGACACAUACCAGGCCCAGGCCAUGGUGGACAUCGUCAAAGCCAUGCGCUGGAACUAUGUGUCUACGGUGGCCUCAGAGGGAAACUACGGUGAGAGUGGAGUGGACGCAUUCAUUCAGAAAUCCAGGGAGGAUGGUGUGGUGUGCAUUUCCCAGUCAGUCAAGAUUCCCCGAGAGCCAAAGCCUACAGAGUUCGACAAGGUUAUCCGCCGACUCAGAGAAAAUUCCAACGCACGGGUGGUCAUCAUAUUUGCCAAUGAGGACGACAUCAGGCGGCUUCUCCAGGCAGCAAAAAAGGCCAACCAGACAGGACACUUCAUCUGGGUGGGUUCAGACAGCUGGGGCUCCAAGAUCUCUCCCGUCCUGCACCAGGAGGAGAUGGCAGAGGGGGCAGUCACCAUCUUGCCUAAGCGCCAGUCAAUCAAAGGCUUUGAUCGCUACUUCAUCAGCCGCACUCUGGAGAACAACAGAAGAAAUAUCUGGUUUGCUGAGUUCUGGGAGAACAACUUUAACUGCAAACUCAGUCGUCACGCUGUGAAGAAAGGCUCCGGACUCAAGAAGUGUACAAACCAAGAGCGAAUAGGGAAGGACUCUAACUACGAGCAGGAGGGGAAAGUGCAGUUUGUCAUUGAUGCUGUUUACUCAAUGGCCCACGCUCUACACAACAUGCAUAAGGAGCUUUGUCCAUGGAAGGUGGGCCUCUGUGCCAAAAUGGACCCCAUCAACGGCACUCAUCUCCUCAAGCACAUCCGCCGGCUCAACUUCGCAGGCAUCGCGGGGAACCCAGUGCUCUUCAAUGCUGACGGAGAUGCUCCCGGACGCUAUGAGAUCUAUCAAUACCAGAUACGUAACAAGACGGCCGAAUACAAGAUUAUAGGCAACUGGACCGAUCAGCUGCAUCUCAAUGUUCGUUCAAUGCAGUGGCCUGGUGGACUCCGUCAGAUCCCCACCUCUAUCUGCAGCCAGCCCUGUCAACCCGGGGAGCGUAAGAAGAUUGUGAAGGGCAUUCCUUGUUGUUGGCACUGUGAGCGCUGUGAUGGCUAUCAGUACCAAGCGGACACCUACACUUGUAAAAUGUGCCGCUUUGAUUUGAGGCCCAAUGAGAACCACACUGGCUGCGUUUCAAUCCCCAUUGUGAAGCUGGAGUGGAGCUCCCCAUGGGCAGUCAUCCCAGUGCUCAUCGCUGUAGUGGGCAUCAUGGCCACACUGUUUGUGGUGACCACAUUCAUACGCUACAAUGACACUCCCAUUGUGAAAGCUUCGGGUCGUGAGCUGAGCUAUGUGCUGCUAACAGGCAUCUUUCUUUGUUAUGCCACCACCUUCCUUAUGAUUUCUUCUCCAGACGUUGGUAUCUGCUCUCUGAGGAGGAUCUUCUUGGGUCUUGGCAUGAGUAUUAGUUACGCAGCACUACUCACUAAAACCAACCGCAUUUACCGCAUCUUUGAACAGGGGACCAUGUCUGUGAGUGCCCCCCGGUUCAUCUCUCCAGCCUCCCAGCUGGUUAUCACCUUCACACUGGCCUCAGUGCAGCUGAUCGGGGUGUGUAUCUGGUUUGCAAUGGAUCCCUCUAAGGCCAUCAUUGAUUACGAGGAUCAGAGGACGUCUAACCCAACGAUGGCCCGCGGAGUGCUCAAGUGUGACAUCUCAGACCUGUCUCUCAUCUGCCUGCUGGGCUACAGCAUGCUACUCAUGGUCACCUGUACAGUCUACGCCAUUAAAACCAGAGGGGUGCCAGAGACCUUCAACGAAGCCAAGCCUAUUGGCUUCACCAUGUACACCACCUGCAUCAUCUGGCUGGCUUUCAUCCCCAUCUUCUUCGGCACAUCACAGUCCACAGAAAAACUGUACAUCCAGACGACCACGCUGACCAUCUCGGUGAGCCUGAGUGCCUCUGUGUCCCUGGGGCUGCUCUACAUGCCUAAGGUGUAUGUGGUGCUCUUCCACCCGGAGCAGAAUGUGCUCAAGCGGACCCGCAGUCUGAAGGCCGUGGUCACCGCCGCCACCAUGUCCAACAAGUUCAACCCCAAGGCCGGACUCAGACCCAACGGGGAGGCCAAGACUGAGCUGUGCGAGAGCCUCGAAACACAAUCCACGAAGCAAACCUACAUCAGUUACAGUAACCACGCAAUCUAA
Messenger RNA from Boleophthalmus pectinirostris (great blue-spotted mudskipper), 2757 nucleotides. Its product is annotated as metabotropic glutamate receptor 4-like. Gene Ontology annotation, molecular function: adenylate cyclase inhibiting G protein-coupled glutamate receptor activity. Gene Ontology annotation, biological process: G protein-coupled glutamate receptor signaling pathway; regulation of synaptic transmission, glutamatergic. Bases 1 to 2757 code for a protein of 918 amino acids. The record is from RefSeq and is a predicted model, not a curated record. The transcript is spliced from 10 exons. Gene Ontology annotation, cellular component: membrane. Lineage: Eukaryota; Metazoa; Chordata; Actinopteri; Gobiiformes; Gobiidae.